Gossypium arboreum is the source of this 1003-nucleotide messenger RNA. RefSeq lists its product as uncharacterized. The record is from RefSeq and is a predicted model, not a curated record. The transcript has a single exon. The coding region runs from base 186 to 578 and encodes 130 amino acids. NCBI's taxonomy places the organism in Eukaryota, Viridiplantae, Streptophyta, Magnoliopsida, Malvales, Malvaceae.
CAAAUGUUCCUCAUGAUAUAAUUGUAAUACCCCCAAAGCUCUAAAAGUCUAAAGCUACCAUUGUUUUCCCUUGGAAACCACUACGUCUUCUUCUGCCCACCUUUACAUUCUAUAUAAAGCUUCCCCACUAAAGGGGUUGCGAUUUUUUGUUGGUGUAAAUAGUUCUAAAUAGCUUGAUCAGAAACAUGAGCUUUCGUCAUAUGGGCUACACCAGGGUUGGGAAGAGAAGCAAAGGUUUGAGGCUUAGAAGAUUCUCGGUUCAAGGUCUAAGGGCAAGAUUCCUUUAUUUGUUCAACCAAAUAAGUAGAUGGAGAUCAUCAUACGGCCGAGCUUUGCGAUCCAUAAUUAAGAAAAUGGGUGGCGAUAUCAUGGCUAUCAAAAAUAACAGCAGCCGCAGCUGGCGUAGCAGGACCAACCAUGUACCUUUGACCAACAGCUGCAGCUUGAGAUCAUCGUUGGGCCACUCUAAUUCUUUUUAUUCCGAGGCCAUUUCAGAUUGCUUGGAAUUCAUCAAACGCUCUUCUGUUUCCGACGAUGAUCAGAAGCCAACUGUGCCUGUCACCAUCUGCCAGACAUGAUCACAACUCGGAGUUGGACGAUGGUUUCCGCGUUGUUCGAUUUAUAGAGUGAGAGUACCGUAUAAUGUCCGAACAAACGAAAGAGUUUGUACAUGGCUUAACUCCACUCGACUCUAUAACCUAUGGUAACUAAGUCAUUAAUGAAGAAAUAUGUUACCAGUUGAGCAAAGUUUAGGAUAUUUGAUUUAUGUAAUUUUUUUUUAAAUGUGUUGUUUGAUUUGAUUUAAUUAUUUUUUUUUGGGGGAAGGACUGGAAUUCAAAGAAGGUGUGGUAUGGAUUUGAAGAUUCUAAUUAGCACUACGUAUUAGCCACCUACUCCAUUGCCAUUUUGUUUGACUAAACAAAAAAAGCCAAAGGGAAACGGGGUACGCGAACCUUUAUAGUUCUGACUUCUAUAAAAGUUUACUUCCUUCCACGUUAUUAAA